UAUCUCUCACGUACUCACUCUAGCAUAUUGGCUGAAGGCCCUAGGAACCCCUUUGCGUUUAAUGAAACUAAAUAUGGAGCCUCACUCUCUGCUUCUGACGACGGGAUGCCUUCAAAUCUGCUCACAAGCCUUCUGCUCUGGCUUUUCCCACAUCGCCUUUGCUGCCUGCCCCCCUCCAUGGCAAAGACGAUCUCAGAUCUACGACAAUGCCUCCCUAUACACCGCACCUAUCUCAGGUUCCACAUGUACUAUUAUGCCUCUAAUAGUUGGGUGAUAUCGAUCUUUUGUUGUACAGCCAAGAGUAGAAUUGGAUUUGUAUCCAAUGUGGUUUCCUUUUGAUUGCCAUUGGUGGCGCCCCAGAGGUCAGCGAGGUGUGCAACUUCCUUCGCAAUGAAUGGCUGGGCUCAACAAUGGUAUUUUUCCAUUAUAUUUGCCCUUCUCAGGCAUCAGAUGGCAUGUACCUUUUCUUUUCUUUAUUAUGCUAUACAUGAUACCAUGAGAAGUUAUCUGCAUCCUCUUUUAUCUGGUUUUUAUUGUCAUAUUUUAGGCAAGUGACUCGGAGCCCAGAGACCAAUCCUAACAUCGGAUAUCCCUUCAUGAAUAAUGGCUUCCGCGAUGCUUUGAAUGAUAUCUCUUGAAACAUCUCAUAUCGUCUCAUCGUGGUGAGGUUUUGCGGAUUCCUCGUCGGUUUCUUUUCUUCUUUUUAACGGCGUAUGGACUCCACCUCAGAUCGCUACCCUUUUGACUACUUAUUACCUCCUGUUUUGGUUUCUGGAUCUCGCGAUCCAACAUCUGUGCACGUUUUAUUCUAUUCUGUUUGCGCCUCUUUGACCAUAUCUACAAUCCAGGGCAUGGGGAUCGGGACUUUUUUGGAACCAUUGGUGGUUAUUACACUGCUUGUGGGGGGAACAUGGAUCAACCGAUCAUCUGAGAUAUCCCGUCCAUUUACCCACGAUACAACAAGGCCUAGUUCGGUUACAAGUGAUGAAUUCACGGAUAAAACAGUUGGCAGCGUUGAGGAUGGGUUAUCAACGACUACCAGUACACACGAUGGAUCGAUGUCAACCCACUUGUACUGUUCCUUAUCUCCAUCUUUGCUUCUAGAUCAAGAACCGCCAUGGAGAACUCGCCAGAUUUGGUUGUGGUCAUGGAAGAGAGAGGUUAUGACGCCAAAUACAGCUAAAUAUCGGAAUCGAUGUUUCAGCAGAUUUCUUCGGAGAUUCCCGUUUUUAGUGGAAUGUUGGUACUGGACAUUGGUGUAUUGGACAUAUCAACUUGCGCGAGCCUUCACCGCGGUCACUCUUCAAGAUGCAACAGUGGACAUCGCACGAAAGCAUGCAUUACAACUCAUAAAGCUAGAGGAAAGUCUCCACAUAUUCUGGGAGCUACAUAUACAACAUUAUUUCCUCCACCACCCGAUACUACUGACUUGUACUAAUUGGCUCUACUCUUUUAUUCAUAUACCUGGAACGAUUGCUUUCCUUGUUUGGCUUUACUACUGCAGCAUCACGAGAAAUCGACCUGCAGACCGUUAUUCCAUGAAGCUCGAGGGUUAUCAAAGCAAUGUCCUUACAGGUUCAGAGCUCUAUCAAGCUCGCAGGCGGACUCUAGCAUUUUGUAACCUGCUUGCAUUUGUGGUAUUCACGCUGUGGCCGUGCAUGCCACCUCGGCUUCUUAGCGAUCGAUCAGUCACUGGGUUGGUUGGUGAGUUUUCAAGGAGCUAUGGAUUUGUUGAUACAGUUCACGGGGUUGGUGGUGCAAGCAGUGUUUGGACGCAGAACAAAUUUUGUAAUCAAUUUGCCGCCAUGCCAUCUCUACAUUUUGGAUAUUCGCUGAUGAUCGGAAUCACUAUAACAACCAUUCCGCUUCCUUCUGAGCACACUCGAUCCCGAGCCUUACUACCACAUUUUCUCAACUUUUCUCUCCCUGGCCUCGCCUCCAAAAUCCGCCCCCUAGCUUGGGAGCGCAUCGUAGCUAUUGUUGUCGGGAUUACGUACCCGUUUACCAUUCUCGUUGCGAUAGUGGCAACCGCUAACCAUUUCAUUCUCGAUGCGUUUGCCGGCGCGAUUAUCUGCGGGUUAGCAUGGUGGGGAAAUUCUGUCCUUUUAAACCUCCUUCCGUUGGAGGAUUAUCUUUUUUGGAUAUUGAAGAUUCACAAGCCAGAGCAAGGGUCUCACUGUCUACGCCCUUCGCUAGUUUUUGAUGAUUGUGAUGGAGACCACGUCAAAGAUGCUAUGAAUUACCAAAUUACGCACAAGUCCCUUUUUUGACUUUUUCAUUACGCUUUUUUGUUUUUAUUGGUUAUUCGCUCAUUGGUUAUUAUAUCCAUGCGACUAGAUAUACCAUUCGCCGCCUGUGGAUGUUUCACUCUUGUUAUUUUUGUCAGGUUCAGCAGAUUUCCUGGUGGGUGAGAAUUUGUUGGUCAGGACCUGAUACUGUAUCAUUAUCAGAAGCCCCAACAGCAACUUCUCCCCAUGUUAAUGUUGUCAUCUGAAAAUCCGACCAUGCUGCCCUGUUUCUGUGAUUCUUUUUCUGUAUGCCUGGCUGAUGUAUAGUAUUUCUUGUUAGUCCUAGGAUAUGAUGCCACCCUUUUCAUUGUUCUUCUCUCAAUUGACGUGUUUGCUCCACUGUCUGGAAACGAAAUGACUGCCACAGAGCACCGCUUGUUCUAUACAGGUUUGGUUAUCUUUUAAUCAUGUCAGCUAGGUGCGUGAUGCGCACAGUUCGGGGAUUUCUUGUGUGUCUUGGAAAAAGAAGGGGGAAAAAAAACAUCAAAACCUAAAAAGUUCAACGGCUCGUUUUCUCCUGUGAGAGUUUUUUUCCUACGGCAGAAAUUCCUCCCCCACCACCUCCUGGCGCCUGCUGCUUGCUGCCCGGUGCUCAAAUUCGUACCCGGAUACGACCUGAUUGAUUUCCCUUGAGGUACCCCACACUGGCAGGGGUCGGGAUCUGGUAUGGCAAGCCUCUCUCGAGCACCAAGCAAGGCAAGAGGAUGGAUGGAUGGAUGGACAGUUCGCGGGAAGGAGGUGGAUGUAACUUGGUGAUCCUUUUCGCUUCUGCUUGGUUUGGCUAUGUAGGUUUUAUUUUUAUUUUUAUUUUUUUCAAAGUCUUGAUACCCUCCACGUUGCUAGGAUGAAGAAUGAGCGGGAAAGGAGAAAUGAGGAUGGGAAGAGAAAUGGAGGAAGAAGGGAAGGGAAGGGAAGAUGUGGAAUAAAUUCCAAAUGUCUUGUCAUCUUUGAGUUAAGGCUACCUUGGUAAGGUCGGUCGGUGGUAGAAGACGUUCAUGGGUGAGGGAGUUUCUUUCCCAGCUGGCUGCUAGUAGUCUUUGUCUGCACCAUUUUUCAUUCAGCGAACAAAAAUCGGGCGGCGUGCUCCAUGCGCGUAUUCGCACGUCCUGUUCUGGAAAAUGCCACGGCCAAAUCGUAGUAACCAAACUACAAGCAGCUUGUAUUUUUUCGAUUCAGACGAACGAAGAGCUCAGACGGUUGUUAGAUAUGUUUUUGAUAACUCUGGUUUGAGUCUGUUAUUUUGUUUUAUUUAUUUCUUAUUUAUUUAUUAAAUGAAACACUUAUUGU
Blastomyces dermatitidis ER-3 is the source of this 3575-nucleotide messenger RNA. RefSeq names its product integral membrane protein, variant. The transcript is spliced from 3 exons. The record is from RefSeq and is a predicted model, not a curated record. The coding region runs from base 714 to 2270 and encodes 518 amino acids. Gene Ontology annotation, cellular component: inositol phosphoceramide synthase complex. Lineage: Eukaryota; Fungi; Ascomycota; Eurotiomycetes; Onygenales; Ajellomycetaceae. Gene Ontology annotation, molecular function: inositol phosphoceramide synthase activity. Gene Ontology annotation, biological process: inositol phosphoceramide metabolic process; sphingolipid biosynthetic process.